Molecule: messenger RNA, 693 nt
Organism: Recurvomyces mirabilis
Lineage: Eukaryota; Fungi; Ascomycota; Dothideomycetes; Mycosphaerellales; Teratosphaeriaceae
Exons: 2
Coding region: 1-693 (230 amino acids)
Source: RefSeq, a predicted model, not a curated record
AUGCAGACCGAAGCACAAAGCUCGCGGAACGAGAUGUCAGAGUUCUAUUACCCCACAGCUCUUCAAGCAGAGCGCGCCCGCAUCGCCGCCGAAAACAACCUCAGGCGAGAAACGCGGCGAGGAAACGCCAGCCUGCGGCGACUAGUCGGGCAUAUUGCCGUACUGGAGGGACUCGACCAUACGCAAAGUGAGCAGUCGUCAGACCCUCCUCCGCCCAGCUACAGCGAGAGCGUCACGAAGCCGCGAUCAACUUCCCGACCAGAUAUCUGCCUCGACUCGGCAUCCGCGCUGCCCAACUCAGAUGAUACUCCAGGACUGGAAGCAGACGAGCAAAUUGAGGACGACUCCAAUGAUGAUAAAUGGUGGAAUGACGGUGACGUUAUGAUUGAUAAUGAGUCCGAUGCAGACCUCGCGCUGGUGAGGGUCUACUCACAUCCACCGACGUAUAUCCAAGAGACGCAUUACGGCAAGCGGGCUUGCAAUCAAUCGAAAACUUUUGACCUCUUCGAAACGGCCGGGGCGCUAUGCGAGAUGAUGGGCAAGGUUAGAAAUUCAGCUUCCUUCCCAAGAGUUGGCAAGCAGCAUCGGAAGCUUCUGAUCGAGGAAAUAAUUUUUACGGAAGAAACGGGUGCUAUUCCGGAAGGGUUGCUUGACUCGUCGAACACGAAGCCUGGCAAGGUAAAGCACAAGUGA